Symbiodinium sp. CCMP2592 is the source of this 1719-nucleotide messenger RNA. The record is from the annotation of a GenBank genome assembly. NCBI's taxonomy places the organism in Eukaryota, Dinophyceae, Suessiales, Symbiodiniaceae.
GAGUUAUCGGAUGCCGUGCUGGAAGAGCUGGGGCGAUUGAUCGCUGACGUGCACAGCUGGCCGACCACUUGGUAUGAUCCUUUUCGAGCACGGCUAAAAAAGCGUUGGCGCUUCCUGGAAUCGGUUCCCGAUGCCUCCCACGUGUGGCCUUCCACAUGCCGCGAGGAGAACUUGGCAGAGCUGUCAGAGGAGGCCUUGGCAGCCUGGCUGCGACCGCAGGCCUUCACACCCGCCACGAAGAUUGGCGCGCGGGCGGUGACCGUGCACGCGGACAUCCACAUGUUCAACCUGCUGCAAACCGAUGACGGGCUGCGCAUCAUCGACUUUGAAUGGACUGUGGUCGCCCACGCAGCGCAAGACCUGGCCACUGUAGUCCGAGUUUGCUGCCCGAAAGACUUGGGCCAGAAGAGGCUCUUCGUCAAGGCCUACCUCGCUGCGUGUGCCGCCUCCACUGACAGUGAAGACGCGCUGACAGUGCCGAAUGAACAGAUCAGGGAGUUCUUGCAGAACGCUGGCUUGAAAGGAGGAGCUGAACCUAGGGGUCCAUUGAACGGCGUGUACAUGUUCGAGCAGAUGGGUCCGAUGGCUUGGAUUGAUUUCUCCUACGCAACCUGGGAGCCUUCGGUCGGAGCAGCUGACAUCAGCAUGGGAACAGUCACAGCUCAGUCUGGAGUUCCAAGCCUUGAGUUUGGCGGAAUUGGUCCCUACUUUCCUGGCGGUUACAUGGUGCCGGUCAUCGAAUGGGGCCAGUACAACGUUCGUUUCUACUGCCCAGCCGAGAUGGGCGAUGGAGACUAUUGCAAAGUUGUGGAGUCCCUUUUUCAGAAACCUUUUCCGAAAAAAGACGAGAUCGGGUCAAUGCUUUGGCACAUGACGCGCUUUGACGGAGGACGGAAGUAUGUAAGAGACACAUGGCUCGUGCCCCCAUGGGUCACUCCGGAUGAGACAUACCCAGAGACGCAUGAGAAGUUCCACAGCUACAACAUAUUGGUGCUCAUGCACGGCAAUGGGACCAUCGAUGAAGAACACUUCAGCCGCUUCAUGAUGAAGUUGGACGGGCAAGACCUUAUUGUGCCGAAGGCUCUUGAAAGGACCCGCCGGCCUCGGCAGAAGGUGGAUCAGCUCCUCUUCGAUGCCGAGGUCUGCUUCCUGACGAGCCACAUGGGCCCGCUGUUUCCGGGAGAUGACGAUGACGAGCAUCGUUGGCUGAGCAACCUAGAAGACUUCAACAGCUUCAUCAGCUUCGCUCGCGCAUCGCCGACCCUGCGAGCCAAAGUCCUGGAAGAUGGCAUCGUAAGGUACGUCAAGGACAUCCGCGCGGUGGUCAAGGCAGGCAGUCCAGUGGUGCUUUGCACCUGUCAAAACCUUGUCAAUGACUAUUUCUUCCUUCAUGAUGAUGGCACCCUCUCGCCGGAUGCUCGCCGCGAUCUGGCUUUGGGAACGGAUGCGGAUGGCUGGGUUGUUCUCGCACACCGCUCUGGCGGCGAUGUGCUUCGAUUCCAGGUCGUGGAUGCGAAGGGCACCACCCCCCAGGCUCUUACCCUCCAGAGCGAAGUUGGACGCGGCGUAGUCAUUGCUGAAGAGACCAUGGUCGGCCCUUCGCAGGUGCGGAAGCUGCGCCUCGGAAAAGCUUCGGAUGCUGUCAUCGCAUCUCGCUCCAGAUCGGCUUGGCUGAGACAUACACAUCGCAGUGUGGUAGUUCCUUUCGGUUCUGGUUGA